AGUCGAAUUCCUUUCCUUCCCGAUGUUCAUCCUCAGGCUUCACGUAAGGGAGAGCAAACAAAGAAAAAGAAGACACCUUUAAUGUAGUGGCGACAAUGCUCUGCGUGCGGAACAAAAGCUUCACCGCAUUGGUGGAGGAGAGCGAAAAGACGCGGCUCGGAAGUGAAAAUGACGACGAGGGAGAAGAGGAAGUAGAGGAAUGGAGGAAGAAAUGGCUGCAACAGUAUUCAUCACACCAUCGGAUGCUGCUUGUGGGCGAAGGAGACUUCUCUUUCUCGUCAAGUUUGGCCUCGGCUUUUGGCUCUGCCUCCAAUGUCAUCGCCACUUCCCUUGAUCCUUAUGAUGACUUGAUCAAGAAGUACAAGAAAGCAAAAUCAAAUUUGGGGAAGUUAAAGAAGCUGGGAGCUUCCUUGUUGCAUGGAGUGGAUGCCACCAGAAUGAAACUCCAUGCAGAUUUGAGAGUGCGGAAAUUUGAUCGAAUCAUCUUCAACUUCCCUCACGCGGGGUUCAAGGGAAAGGAAGACAACGUGCAGUUAAUCAACAUGCAUAGGGAACUUAUGCAUGGCUUCUUUCACAAUGCAAGCCAAAUGCUUCGUGCUGCUGGUGAAGUACAUGUAAGACACAAGACCACAGCGCCAUUUUGCCAUUGGAAGCUGGAGGAACUUGCAUCUUGGAAUUCUCUGAAAUUGAUUGAUCAGACAGCUUUUAAAAGCGAGAAUUAUCCAGGAUAUCACAACAAGCGCGGAGAUGGUCAGAGAUGUGAUGAACCCUUUCCUCUCUGGCUUUGCAGUACCUUCAAGUUCAGGUUCUACCCUAGAGCUAGGGAAGUGUUGAGAGAGUUGAUGAUGCCCAACAAUGCAAUUCAUGAAGGAAAUCGGCAAAUUUAUGUGAGUCCAGUUCAGAUGCCUGUAGAGUUUCCACUAAUUUAUGAGAGUUCAGUUCAGGUGGAUGUAAGGUCUGAGCAAAAUUAUAAGAACUUGGUCCGGACACAGGAGCAGUCGCUGCCACUCUCAUUUGUUCCGUUUCCUUCAGUGACCUUGUCCCAGAAUACACAUAAUCAGUUGGGAAUGAAUUCCAGGAACACAUAUGGAGGGAUUAGUGCUUAUCAUGGAAACAUUGUGCAGGAGAUACCACAAAGAACAUGUUAUGAUGAUGUGGGGUUUCAUGCGGUCCCUCUGCCUGUUCUUACACAUAUUCAGUCGGGAAUGAAUUCCGGGAACGUAUAUGGAGGGGUUAGUGCUUAUAACGGAAACAUUGUGCAGGAGAUACCACAAAGAACAUGUUAUGAUGAUGUGGGGUUUCAUGCGGUCCCUCUACCUGGUCUUACACAUAUUCAGUCGGGAAUGAAUUCCGGGAACGGAUAUGGAGGGGUUAGUGCUUAUUACGGAAACAUUGUGCAGGAGAUACCACAAAGAACAUGUUAUGAUGAUGUGGGGUUUCAUGCGGUCCCUCUGCCUGGUCUUACACAUAUUCAGUCGGGAAUGAAUUCCGGGAACGGAUAUGGAGGGGUUAGUGCUUAUCACCGAAACAUUGUGCAGGAGAUACCACAAAGAACAUGUUAUGAUGAUGUGGGGUUUCAUGCGGUCCCUCUGCCUGGUCUUACACAUAUUCAGUCGGGAAUGAAUUCCGGGAACGGAUAUGGAGGGGUUAGUGCUUAUCACAGAAACAUUGUGCAGGAGAUACCACAAAGAACAUGUUAUGAUGAUGUGGGGUUUCGUGCGGUCCCUCUGCCUGGUCUUGCCUCCGAACAACAUUAUGAAUAUGUGGAAAGAAGAACGUCCGUUGGUGACCUGGAUCUUGUCCAUGAGCUCAAACUUCAGGAGAACUUGAGGAGGCUUAUAUAUUAUUUUGGAAAGCUGUGACUGGAUCACACUCCCCUUCUGAAUGCAGGCUCCCCAAAGGAAUCUCAACGCUGGUAAGGGGCAAAAUAUUUUGUAAUCUGUUCUCAUACGGAGGUUACGCAGAUUUAUCUCGCCAUCUCGGCGCUGCUAAGUAGAACCCUUUGAAAUCUGUUUUCGUAUGGGCUUGAAAGUUCUGAAUUUCUCAUGAUGCCUCCAAAUUUGCAUGUUUAAGCUGAGGUCAAGGCCUGGACAGAUUUCUCUGUUUGUGUUUAAAAAUUUAUCAGAGCAAUUUCAAGCCCUGUUCUCCAAA
Messenger RNA from Rhodamnia argentea, 2151 nucleotides. RefSeq lists its product as uncharacterized. Gene Ontology annotation, molecular function: rRNA (uridine-N3-)-methyltransferase activity. Gene Ontology annotation, cellular component: cytoplasm. The record is from RefSeq and is a predicted model, not a curated record. Lineage: Eukaryota; Viridiplantae; Streptophyta; Magnoliopsida; Myrtales; Myrtaceae. The coding region runs from base 96 to 1862 and encodes 588 amino acids. The transcript has 3 exons. Gene Ontology annotation, biological process: rRNA base methylation.